This is a messenger RNA of Vitrella brassicaformis, 1922 nucleotides long. The record is from the annotation of a GenBank genome assembly. Lineage: Eukaryota; Vitrellaceae.
GAAUGUGCUCCAUCCCGACUUCCCGCCCAUGACGGUCAACGCCGCCCAGGAACUGACCGGCGUCAUUGCACAGCUGAGUACUUCGCUCAGCAAUGCGGGAGAGAGCAGGAGGAAGGUGGUUCGUUCAACUACUUCAUUCAAGCCCUCGCCGACCUGCUCAUACGUCACCCACACAAGGCCCUUCACCUUCUCUUGGGGAAGAAAGCCAUCGUCAACUACGGCUUUGUGGUGCGCGAGGCCAAUGACACUAUCCUGUGGCCACCAGCAUCUGCGUGGCUGCUUGUUUCUGUCCAUUCCACAGGCUUGUGACGUCCCCCUUCGGAUCACCGACGAGCUCCAGGAAUUCUCUCGGCCGGUCUCAAGACUGCCGUGAUGAUGUACGCCGGCACGUCCCACAACAGCGACAAUGGGGCGGGUCCGCCACCCGAGCACCGGUACGCGUCGGAAUUGAUCCCUCACACCCCCUCUGCUCUCUGUCGACCUGUGCUUUGAGUGUGUGUAGCAUGACUGACUAUUUGGCUGAUGCCAUUGAGUUCGCCAAUGACGUCUUGCACACCGGGAUCAGCCUGGCGACCAAGUGGAGGGACGCACAGCCGCUGGCCUGGCUGCUGUCCGCCAUCGAGUUCUAUAUCGACGACGUCCACGACACCGACCUCAAGGGACGCACCGAGGCGUGCCUCCGCGAGAGAGAGAUGAUACAGGACAUUCCAGACGACCAGCGAUGGCCAAAGAUCAUGGGAGGCCUUCGCCAGCAUGACCUGGUGGUUGGGUGAAGACAGAAUAGCCGGUUGGGCGACAUAGAAUCACAUGUGUGUCCCUUUCCUCAGACCACAGGAGGUCUGUACGACAUGAAGCCGUCGACGGCUGAACUGCUGCACGCAGGGGACGUCACCAAGUUUCCGGUAGGGAUAAAGCGAGCCACGACAACCGAUGGAAACAUGUGCUGUUGCUUGUCAGUGGCUGCUUGUCGCACGCAACCUGAGGAACGGUCAGCUAUCCAGCAGCAAGUCAUGCCACCAGUACGCCGUCGAGAAGGGACUGAUGGUGGACAGCGACAAGGAGCAGCGGGACGCCGAGUGGCGGACGGCUGUCGACCUGACGGCCGCAGCGACUGGCAAGCUCAUCGAUGACUUCAUCGCUGGCACCAGACCCGCCGACACGAAGAGGCAAGUAUUUCCGGCGCACCGCUUCGUAUGUUGAUUGAUGGUGCGUGUCCAGCGAUCAACCCGACUGGCUACGCUCGUCUCAGGCUGCGGCAACGAGGGCACGUGGGUGGUCCGAGGAGGAGGACAAGCGGCUGCAGGAGCUCGCUGACGGCAUGAAGAACACCACCGGCGCCAUCAGGUAAGUCGCUGAUGUCGGUUCGACUUCUUCGCCUGUAUCUGGUUUGUACGCAGGUAUGAUUCGCUGUGCCGUGACAUGGCCACCGAGGGUUACAUGCGCGAUGAGAAGGAGGUAUUCUUCCGCCUCACCUUCCUGGCCAAGCUGAAACGUCUCCGGUCCGGCCUACCGUUCCGUAGCGGACAGAAAUGGAGCGAUUCAGAUGUGCAGAAGCUUCUCGACGACGUCCGCGACUCGAUACCGUAUGCUGAUGCCUUCAAAACACAUAUUAGCAUCCGUUCUUGCCUGUACAUUGUCUGCUGUCAGGCGUGACCUCAUUGCUGCUGGGCUGGGUCGGAGUGUGGAGGCGGUGCUGACAAGAUGGAGGAGGUUUCGAUCGGACAACGACAACCUUCGGCUCGCCCGUCAAUCAAUCUUCUGGCUUCCAGCAGAUGUCGAGUGCCUGAAGGAGAUGCGAUGACGUGUGCAGCUGCGUGUCACGGUGUCUGUGUGACAUGUUUGUGCGAGUGUGUGGUGCCGAUACAUUGACCCGUGAGAUAGCGUGCUCACAUCGUUUUAAUUGAAUGUGAAUGAUUGGUCUG